Rhizoctonia solani is the source of this 1485-nucleotide messenger RNA. Its product is annotated as Sugar (and other) transporter. Lineage: Eukaryota; Fungi; Basidiomycota; Agaricomycetes; Cantharellales; Ceratobasidiaceae. Gene Ontology annotation, cellular component: membrane. Gene Ontology annotation, biological process: transmembrane transport; carbohydrate transport. Gene Ontology annotation, molecular function: carbohydrate:proton symporter activity. The record is from RefSeq and is a predicted model, not a curated record. The transcript is spliced from 18 exons. The coding region runs from base 1 to 1485 and encodes 494 amino acids.
AUGGGGAUGUUCUAUAACGUUUCGCUGGCUGUUUUUGCAGCUAUUGGAGGAUUCUUGUUUGGCUAUGAUAGUGGUGUAAUCACAAAUGUCCUGGAGAACCAGUACUUCCUAGAGUACUUUGACAGUCCGUCGGAAGAUUUGGUCGGAGCCGUAGUUUCCACACUGGCUGGCGGGUGCUUCAUCGGAGCCGCAUCCGCAGCAUGGUUCGCGGAUCACAUUGGCCGCAAGAGAACCAUCCAGUUUGGUAGUUUGAUUGCAGUAGUUGGGUGUUUGUUGCAAUGUGUAGCGGUCAAUAUCGGAAUGCUGAUCGCCGGACGCAUUAUUGCUGGCCUUGCCAUCGGGGUCUUGAGUAUGAUCACUCCCCUUUAUCAAGUUGAAAUUUCGCACCCGAAGUGGCGUGGGUUUAUGGCCGGAACUUUCCAACAAAUGCUUGGGUUCGGUUUCAUUGUUGCGAACUGGGUCACGUAUGGAUGUGACAAGGGAAUCCAUGGAAUUGCUGCUUGGCGUCUGCCGCUUGGUCUUCAGAUGGGGCCUGCUGUGAUUCUUUUCUUCGGAAUGUUCGUUUUCCCAUUUUCUCCCAGGUGGUUAGUUGCCCAAGGUCGUGAGGAGGAAGCGUACCGUGUUCUCGAGAAGCUUCACUUUGAUGGGGAGAAUCGGGAAUGGCUUGACGGAGAGUUUGCUGAGAUCUGUGAACAAAUUCGCAUCGAGAAGGACAUGAAAUCCAGCAAUAUCAUGGACCUAGUGAAUACCAAGCCGAUGUUAAAGCGAACUCUUAUUGCAUGUGGUGUGCAGGCAUUCGGCCAGUUCACUGGUAUCAACGUAAUCAACUAUUAUGGACCGCGCAUGUAUCGUGCUCUCGGUAUUUCCGAUCCACUUCUGAUCCAGUCCAUCUAUGGAGUUGUUGGGCCCAUCUGGAAUCUGUUCUUUAUUAUUUUCCUUGUCGACCGCGUAGGCCGUAAGAAACCACUACUCUUCGGAUCAUUCAUGCUCGCCGCUUGCUUGGCUGUUGAAACCGCUAUCAACGCUUCGUACCCCCCUGAUUCUCCUAACCCCAAUAAAGCGGCGCAAGGUGCUGGUGUGGCAAUGUUCUUUAUCGCAACAUCUGUAUUCUCCGUCAGCUACGGUCCGAUCGCUUGGACAUAUGUCGCAGAAAUCUUCCCUAUGCGCACGCGAGCAAUGGGUGUGUCUGCGGCUACUUGCACAAACUGGGCCUUUAAUGUAUUGUUCGGCCAAACGAGUCCCAUUGGCCUGGAGAACUCGGCAUGGAAGUACUACUUGCUCUUUGUCUGCCUGAACGUAUUCUCGUUCAUCAUGGUCCUCCUGUUCUUCCCAGAAACUAAAGGUAAAACCUUGGAGGAAAUGGAUGAACUCUUCGGAGACCAGGUCAUUGACCAUAAACUUGAUGGAGUACGACCCUCGAUGGCUCAACGGACAUCAAGUCCGCACGAUUCGAACUCGAAGCACGACUUAAAACAUACUGAAUAA